GCGCACAGUGCUGUCGUCAAGCGUCAGUAACCAGUAAACCAGUUAGAAGCGGCUCCGAUUGCGUUGUUUAACAAGAAACAGAGUUACAAGAUCACAAAAUGGCCGGUUUCCCGUACGGCGCUGCCCGCGGCCUGGGUGGCGUGCAGAUCUUCCUGGGACUCGCUGCCAUGGGGCUGGGGGGCGGCGAUCUGGCCAUGGGCAUUUCUUCCACCUGGCUCUUCGGUCACCGUUUCCGUCUCUACAUGCUAGCUACCGGCACUUGGACAGGUUUAUUUUUCCUGAUAGCAGGCAGUCUGGCGGCUUCCAUCAGUGAGGGGAGAACUGUUGGUUGUAAGAUUGGCGCUACCCAAACCAUGGCCCUGCUCAACACUUUCAUCUUCGCACCUGGACUGGCUUCUGUUUCAGCGAUAAGCGCUAUGCAGAACUACUGGGACUGGUUCUAUGGCAUUUACGACCCUUACUACCAUUACUACUAUUAUCCCUAUGCGAGCCAUAUGAUGUUCUACCUGGAGUGCACCCUUGCCGCUAUCGGGGGCUUGCAGUUCAUCCUCUCCGUAGCAACGGCUUCUGUGUGCUGCUGUGGCGGUUCGUACGACCAGCCUGCUGCCAAUCAGGUGGUCCCCAUGCCAAUGGUGGCGUUCCCCACCCCCAUACAGCAGCCCGCUGUACCUGCUCCCAUGUCCAGGCCGUCCCAUGGCUUUGCCCAAAUGCCCCGCACCUCCGUGCCGGCGGGCGGGACCUCAGGGAACGACGGGCAGAUGGUGACCCUCCCCGCCGCCGAACUCGGCAUGCUGUACGCUAAGGCCAACAACAGUGCCGUGGAGGACUCUGCCCGCGGUCUGGGCGGCAUGCAGAUCUUCCUGGGACUCGCAGCUAUGGGGCUGGGCGCCGGCGAUCUGGACAUAGGCCUUUCAACCAUGAGGUACCACGGUCCCGGUUUCCGUCUCUACAUGCUGGGUGCCGGCAUCUGGACAGGCUUAUUUUUCCUGAUAGCAGGCAGCCUGGCAGCUUCCAUCAGUGAGGGGAGAACUGCUGGUUGUAAGAUCGGCGCCGCCCAAACCAUGGCCCUCCUCAACACCUUCAUCUUCGCACCUGGACUGACUGGCGUCGCAACAGUCAACUUUAUCAUGGGAUCCACUGAAUGGAAUUACUCCAUGUCCCACGUGUACGAGAACACGAUCAUAUACGUCGACGUGAGUUCCCUGUUCCGUCUGAUGACUUACCUGGAUGUCUCCCUUGCCGUUGUUGGAGGCUUGGAGUUCAUCUUCUCCAUUGCAACGGCUUCUGUGUGCUGCUGUGGCGGUUCGUACGACCAGCCAGCUGCCAAUCAGAUUGUCCCUAUGCCCAUGAUGACUUUCCAACCUACCAUGCAGCAGCCUGCACCCAGGCCAUCUUACGGCUUUGCUGAAAGGCCCAGCGCCUCCGUGCCACCGGGCGUUGCCACAGGAGGCGACGGGCAGAUGGUGACCCUCCCCGCCGCCGAACUCGGCAUGCUGUACGCUAAAGCCAACAACAGCGCCGCGGAGGACAUACGUGUAUCAGGCCUAUCGGAUAUGGCAGCGUUCCCGUACCGUGCCGUUCGCGGCCUGGGCGCCAUGCAGGUUUUUCUGUCGGUCGUUGCCGUCUGUCUCGGGAUCGGAGACUUGGUCGUGGGCUUGGCUUCCAUUUGGCGGACUGGUCCAGGCUUCAGGGUCUUCCAAAUGGGUACCGGCAUCUGGACAGGCCUAUCGAUCGGCGCCAUUCUAACCAUGUCUCUGCUCAACACCAUCGUCUUCGCACCUGGACUGAUUGGUAUUUCGAUUGCUAGUUUUGUCCAGAGCUCGUAUGACCUUGCCUCAUCGAGCGGCUAUGGCGGUUUUGCUGUCACGUUCGCCCAGGAGAUCACCCUGACAGUUGUCGGGUGUCUGGAGCUCAUUCUGUCCAUAGUGACGGUCACGGUGUGCUUCAGGAGUGAUCCGUACGAUCAGAAAGUUGUCAAUCAGGUGGUGCCGAUGUCCACGGAGCUCGACGUAUCUGCACAACGCCCGUCAUAUGGGUAUGUCGAAAGACCUGGAACAUCCCUCGACACGGACAAACCCAGCACCUCUGUGCUGCCGAGCUUGUCCAAAAGAUCCAGCGGGAAACUUGUGACAAACCCCGUCCCCGAGAUCGGCGUCCGGCAGGCUAGAACAGCGUCCCCCGUCUCUGAGGAGGAGGACUAGGGAUGGAUGUUAUCCAAAACAAUACGUCUGUCUACAUGUGUAGAAGUUGACUUGGUUUUCAUUAUAUUUAACACCUCCAUGUGUUUAGUUUCUGUACAUUAAUUUGAAUUUGAUUUGUAAAUGAAAGCAAUAAAGAGAAAAAACAAUACUAAGUCAGACACAGUCUUGGAUAGUCCACAUGUUUCCAAAACUGUUCUCGGGGACAAAUCUACGUUGUUGGAUACGGAGGCUAUCCA
Branchiostoma belcheri (Belcher's lancelet) is the source of this 2437-nucleotide messenger RNA. RefSeq lists its product as uncharacterized. The transcript is spliced from 19 exons. Lineage: Eukaryota; Metazoa; Chordata; Leptocardii; Amphioxiformes; Branchiostomatidae. The coding region runs from base 99 to 2201 and encodes 700 amino acids. The record is from RefSeq and is a predicted model, not a curated record.